AUGACAAUCGUUACCCCGCAGUCAAGAAAGCCGCAGGUGGACAAACUGAUUUCCGAUCAGUUCCUGGCCGCUGAACUUGACGAGGUCGAAAAACUGCUCAAAGAGGGUGAAAAGAUCAAAGAGCAAGGCAAGAAACUCGACCUAUCCGAUCUGUUUGCCGAUCCAGUACUGGUGUUCCAACGGAAGUUCGGCUACAGGCCUUACGACAGUCGUAUCACUCCAGUGGAAUCUGUGUGGACGUCCGUGGCGGCAGUCGGUGAAGGCGGUCACAACUUCCACCAUACUUUCCCACAGGCAAGUGACAGUGACGUUUUCUCGAACAGUGUAAAGCCCUAUUGA
Messenger RNA from Ostertagia ostertagi, 339 nucleotides. The record is from the annotation of a GenBank genome assembly. NCBI's taxonomy places the organism in Eukaryota, Metazoa, Nematoda, Chromadorea, Rhabditida, Trichostrongylidae.